This is a messenger RNA of Echinococcus granulosus, 795 nucleotides long. Its product is annotated as putative phosphomevalonate kinase. Gene Ontology annotation, cellular component: cytoplasm. Gene Ontology annotation, biological process: cholesterol biosynthetic process; isopentenyl diphosphate biosynthetic process, mevalonate pathway. NCBI's taxonomy places the organism in Eukaryota, Metazoa, Platyhelminthes, Cestoda, Cyclophyllidea, Taeniidae. The record is from RefSeq and is a predicted model, not a curated record. The coding region runs from base 1 to 795 and encodes 264 amino acids. The transcript has 2 exons. Gene Ontology annotation, molecular function: phosphomevalonate kinase activity.
AUGGCUUUAACUCGCAAUUUCAUUUGCCGUACUCAAAGCCGCUCUCCUACAAAAGUGUCAACACCUAUCCAUUGGCCCAUCUCUAGUAGUAAAUCGCAUUGCUCUGUUUCACCCACAUCUUCAACCUCAUGGGAUCAGCUCUCCAGUCCAAGUGGAGAUGAGGUGAAGGAAGACUUUAUUUCGUACUGGGAAGACGUUCGAUUUAUUGCAAUUUCCGGGAAGCGAAAAUGCGGCAAAGACUACGUUGCCACUUUUCUUCACAAUGAAAUUCAAGAAAGAUUGGGUCAAACAGCUGCCAUCAUUCACAUUUCAGAGCCAAUCAAACGUGCUUUUGCUGAGGAGUAUCAUUUGGAGCUGCAGGAACUGAUGUCCUCGUCUGCCUACAAGGAGCACUUCCGCCGUCACAUGGUGAGAUGGGGGGAGGCCCUACGGAGAAAAGAUACCACCAUUUUCUGUCGCAAGGCUCUUGAAUAUCUUAUCCAAGAUUCGCCCUUCAAACCCGCCUUCGUAAUAGUGGCUGAUUGUCGUAGACCCACCGACCUCGAAUACUUUUCCAGUCUGAACAAGGAUACACCUCUUCUGCACCUGAGAAUUUUGGCAUCUCCUGUCACUCGGGGAGCGCGUGGAUGGAUUUACAAUUCGGGAAUCGAUGAUGCAGAGACGGAGUGCGCCCUCGAUAGGACUCCCUUCGACGUUCUUGUAAUAAACGAGUCACAGCGUACUCUAACCCUCUCUAUGGCUGUUGUCCGACGGGCUCUCAGCGAUAACCCCCCUCGAAAAAUGAUGACAAUCUGA